Messenger RNA from Saccostrea echinata, 3463 nucleotides. RefSeq lists its product as uncharacterized. The transcript has 9 exons. Bases 8 to 1723 code for a protein of 571 amino acids. The record is from RefSeq and is a predicted model, not a curated record. Lineage: Eukaryota; Metazoa; Mollusca; Bivalvia; Ostreida; Ostreidae.
AGAAGGAAUGGAAGGCAUAUCGGAACCACCAAAAGAUCAAAGGAAUAGCUCAGAUAAAGGAGACACCGAUAUUUACGAAAACACUGCAGACAGCAAAAAUGUUAAGGAAAACAUUGCUGAAGAAGGGAAAUGUAAUAUAGAAUCGAGAAAAAGCAUUGAAGACCAAGAAAAAAGCAUUACAGAGCAAAAGAAAAGUAUAAAAGACCUAGAGAAAAUCAUAAAAGACCAAGAAAGAACCAUUUCACAACAAGAGGAAAUAACUGAACAGCUACAGCAAAGUAUUAAACAACAUGAGGAAAAUAUUAAGGAACAGAAGACAUUAAUGGAACCUCGGUGGAAUAUCAUAGAAAAUGAAAAGGAAAGCACAAAAGAAAAAGAAAUCGACACUAAAAAGAAAAGCACGAAGUCUGGUGAUGGCGAGAAUGAGAUAGAGAUCAGAAACAAGGAAGAGAAACGCAUUGAGGAAGAAAAGAAAGUCAUCGAGAAGCAUGAGAAAAUUAUAGGAGAGCAGAAAAGAUGUGUUAAAGAGCUAGAGGAAAGCAUCCAAAAGCAAAAGGAAUCCAUUGAAGAGAUCAAAAUAUACAUUACAGUACAAGGGGAAAAUAUUAAAGAGCAAGAACAAAAUGAAAUUAUCGAAAAGCAGAAGAGAUUGCUUGAAAAUCUGGAUAAAGUAAUUGAAGAACGGAAUAAAAUCAUUGAAGAGCUGAAUAGGUUUCGUGAAGAUCUAAUGAAAGUGAUUAAAGAACAGAAUACAAAAAUUGAUGAGCUAAAGAAAAUCAUACUAGAGCAAGGAGAUGUUGACAUGAUAGCAAAUGCCGCUUUAAUGAUUGUACAAGGAAUACAGAUGGUUAUUGCUGCUUUUUUGGUUUCCUGGAGUGAUUUGAUUAAGAGAAGCAAACCUUGUGAAAGAGGGGAAGCAUUGAAGAUGCUUGAUGUCAAUUAUUCGUGCCAAUACGAGGAAGAUAAAAGGAAAUUGGAAAGUAUUUUGCGAAUUGGAAUAUCAUCUUUAGCUUUGGACUCCUUCUUUUUGAGUGGUUGUUUGAUAUUUUGCUUGACACUUCCAGUACUCAGAAGAAAGGGAUUAAUGACAUUGCAUUCUCUUUUUGCUGUUGUAGCUUUUGUGUUCUGUGGUCUACUUUUGAACGAGUACCUCGUUAUUUCAAGAAUCAAAGCAGUUCAAAAAACUACGGAUUAUCAUAAAUUAAGGAAUGAUAUGUUAGAAUCGCUUCGACAAAAUUACAGAUCUGAUAUUCUCAACAGCAGUGAUAUGAUAUCAAACAGUUGGAACUCCUUCUUUAUUAAGUACGACUGUUGUGCUGUAAAACAAGUAACGAGCACAACAAAUGACUUUGAUACUACCCCAUGGUGUACAACAUCCGGAUCUUGUCAACAGACGAAUUCACAGAUUCCGAAGACCUGUUGUAGAGAUGUCACUGAAGAUGACUACAUGAACGCACCUGAUAGCUGUCAUGCCACCGUCACUGCCGGAACAUAUAAGGAGAGCUGUUUCAACCGAAUGAAAACAUUAAGUGAUGUUGCCAUGCAAGAAUGUGAACUCGAUGCACUAUGUACCUAUGUUUUUACAUUGGGAAUAAGUAAGCUUGCUGCAUUUGUCCUUAGUAUUGUGACAGUUCUGAUACGCUUUGUUGGCAAGAAAAGGAAAAAAAAAAACACCAACAGACAUAUACCGAAAAUAAGACUUGUCGAUUGGAAAAAUAGUUAGAAACAUGUAAAAUAUGCCUACAUCACUAAAAGUAUCAUGUUUGAACUGGAAUUUCAAUGCAAUUUUUGGAUGGCAAUAUUUUGCAUUAAGCAGAAAACAAUUGAAAAGCAAUCAAAUGCAAUAAAUUGAUGUAUUUCAUAUUUGCAAUCGUAUGUUAUGUAUAAUAACUACAUUGUACAAAUGUGUUUCAAAAUAGACAGUGAUAAGGCCGUAUCUUUAGUUUUGAGACGAAAAUUGUAUUCAAAGCACAUUGAGUUCAUGGUGGUAAAUGUUAAGAAAAGGAAUCAGAAAAUACAAACAUUUUUAAAUAAAUGCUUUUUUUUUCACCUGUAUGUAAAUCUAUAAGAUUUAGAAUGAAUAUUUUUUUGAACAUUUUGCACUUGGAAUGCAUAUGCUAUAUUAUAUUAAUGAUGAAGGGAAUCAUAUUGCAAUCAUAUCAUAAUUAUUUCAUUUUUAAUAGUUAGCUUAUUAGUGAAAGUAUAAAAAGUUUAAUCAGCCAGGAUGGAUAUUAAUUUUGUAACAAUUACAGCGACUGGAUUAAAGAAAUGGAGGUCUUAAUUCCAUGAACUAAAAUUAUCUUUAUUGAGCAAAUUGGAAUUUGAUGUUUGUGCAAUGAACUUUAAUGUUGCAAAUAUUAAUUGUAUUAGAUUAGUCAGAAAAGACCGAUAAAAUCCUUCGAUACUAAUGUAUUACAGGUAGAAAGUGGUUCUUUACCGCACAAAUUUUGGUUAAUGUAUAGUAGUGUAUCCUUCAUUGGAAUAAUUAGUAUAGCAUCUUAAGUAAUUAGAAAACCCAAAAUAAACGUCUUAAAUGAAAAUAUGAGAGGAAAGUAUAACUAAUAAAGUGUUUUGAAUAUGUCAACACGUUGAGCUUGAAAUAAGAGAAACCACAGAGUCUGAUACAUUUGUUGCAUAUUUGGAUAUUUUAAGAGAAAAAAAAACGCUAAUGGUAAUCUAACAACAAAAUUUAAUGAUAAACGUGAUGACUUUUAAAAUUAAAAAAAAAAUUCAAUAGUCAACUCCGCUUACUUAUGCAGCAAUAUGCCCUUAUCACCUGCAUAUGGGAUUUAUGUCUCUCAGUUGAUUCGAUACACAAGAGCUAGCAUACUCUACGUAUGAACAAUUUCUAAAUCGAGGUAAGCUAUUGACAAACUAGUUGAUGACACAAGAAUGUCAAUAGUCUCGUUUAAAGUCAUCAUUUUGUAAGUUCUAUGGUCGAUACAAUGACCUUGUCAGCAAGUACAAUCUAUCAUUAAGUCAAAUGCUGACACGUUUUUCAUACCAGUUGUUAGAUCAUUCUUUACAGACUGAAUUGUCAACGGAUUUUUCCGUUAUAUCCCAAUCGUGCCAAGGAGCACAUGGCGGGUGUGACCGGUCGGCAGGGGAUGCUCAAUCCUCCAUAGACCUGAUCCCACCUUUGAUGAUUUAGAUGUCCGUGUUUGCUCUGCGCCUGAUUUGUAUUGUUUGAAUGGACUUUUGAGUUUGAAUACUGUUCGUUAUCUCCAUAUAUUUCAUUAUAGACUUAACCAUUGCUGGCCAUUUUUUUUAAUGAUUGAGUGGUAAACCACCUUAGUUUUCUCUUUAAAUUAAUAGAUUUACAUCUGAAAUAUUAAAACGUUGACAAAUAUAGUGCUUUACAGCCUUAUUUCUACAUCUUCUACAUGAUGUAUACCCCAAUAUCAUUCAAUAAACUUGCAUCUUAAAAAAACAAACAUAUCAUUGAAAAAUAUUUAUUUAAAAA